AAAAUUUUUUAUAUUCGAGUUGAUCAGGGACAGGGAAUGGUCAUGUCGAAAAGUCCUGCAGAUUCAACGAGAGUUUUUAUCGACGAAGAACGCCAAACGCAUCUAUGUAAGGUUUGGAGGGAAAAAAUUCUACCUAAAUGGGAGCAGAAGAAACAUUCUCGCAAGUUACGAGACCUGGUAUUUGAAGGGAUACCACCAAGUGUACGAGGAGAAGCUUGGAAGAGAAUCAUUGGCAAUUCAUUAAAAGUAACACCUGAGUUAUACUCCAUACUAUGUGAACAAGCAGACAAAUCUAGAAAAGACUUUGAAAAGCUAAGUGGUGCUAUAGCAGAUGCUGAUGGAGAUGUAGGUGGUUCGGGAGGAACUGUAGAGCAGCUAUACUCAAGAGAGCGUUCUGCCCAAAAGUCCAUCAAUUUGGAUCUUCCGCGAACCUUUCCUGAACUUGCUUUUUUUCACGUUGAAAGCAGCCCACUUCAAGCACAGUUGCGUGAAUUGUUGGAAGCUUACGUAUGUUUUCGACCAGACAUUGGAUAUACACAAGGUAUGUCCUAUUUGGCAGCGGGUCUUUUGUUGUAUAUGGAUGGCUGUGACGCCUUUAUAAGUUUUUGUAAUCUUUUGCAUCGAUCUUGCUUCAUUGCCUUUUUUAGUAUGAAAAUGCCAGAUGUUCAAAUAUAUCUACAGACUCAUCAGCGUCUGUUCAAAUCAGAACUUCCAGCAUUAUAUGAACACUUUGACAAAAUAAGAAUUGAGCCAGAAAUGUAUAUGGUGGGUUGGAUAAUGUCAGCAUACUGCAGGUCAUUACCACUUGAUUUAGUCUUUCGCGUUUGGGAUGGAUUUAUACUGGAUGGAGAUGCAUAUCUUUUUCGAACUGCUUUGGGCAUUCUUAAAUACUUUGAAGACGCGCUACUGAAGAGUAGUUUCGAAGAAUGUGCUUUUCUUCUUUCCCACCUUCCACAAGAUCAAAUUGUACCCAGUGUUCUUUUUCAAAAGAUUCGAAGUUUAUCUGGAGUUUCCAAACAAAGGUUCAAACAUAUCUAUCUCAAAUGUGAAAAAGAAAUCUGCCUAUGGAACAGAGAGAAUUCCUAUGUUCAUUCAAAGGAAUGAAGUCUUUCAACUAACAAGAAUGCUCCUCUCCACUAACUUUCAUGCGAGCUUCGAAGACGUUAUCUUAAAGUGUUUCCUGAACCCCUGUUGUGAUCAUCUUUCCAGUCGUCCCAUUUCCUUUGUUUGUAUAUUUCUACGUCAUCUUCAGUCAACUCCUUUUGUUCUACUUUAGUUGAUGGUUUCCUAUGUUGUCGUUGAUGGUUAUGCUGAUGUUGUAAAGGAAAGCAGGGAUCGUCAUCAGGAAUACGAAACGAAGGAGGUUGUUUUACUAUUGGUUCAGAAAAUCUCAUUCUUCCUAGUUUUAUGAAGGCCGGCUGAGUAUUCACAAUUCUUUGACUUUCCC
Galdieria sulphuraria is the source of this 1447-nucleotide messenger RNA. RefSeq names its product RabGAP/TBC domain-containing protein. NCBI's taxonomy places the organism in Eukaryota, Rhodophyta, Bangiophyceae, Galdieriales, Galdieriaceae. The record is from RefSeq and is a predicted model, not a curated record. Bases 37 to 1104 code for a protein of 355 amino acids. The transcript has a single exon.